Didymodactylos carnosus is the source of this 345-nucleotide messenger RNA. The record is from the annotation of a GenBank genome assembly. Lineage: Eukaryota; Metazoa; Rotifera; Eurotatoria; Philodinida; Philodinidae.
AAUAUUGGAGAAGUUUAUCGACAUCAAGGCGAUUAUGCAAACGCAUUGAAAUCUCAUCAGAAAGCUCUUGAAAUACGGAAAAUUUCGUUUCCACCAAACCACCCUGAUCUUGCAAACUCUUACGAAAAUAUUGGAGAAGUUUAUCGUCAUCAAGGCGAUUAUGCUAAUGCGCUGAAUUCUCAUCAGAAAGCUCUUGAAAUACGGAAAAUCUCACUUCCACCAAACCACCCUGAUCUGGCUGUAUGCUACAGUUAUAUUGCACUGGUUCAUAGCAAUCAACGUGAGUAUGCUAAUACACUGAAAUCUCAUCAGAAAGCUCUUGAAAUUGCCUUAAAUUCAGUUUAG